AUGUCUGCCUUUUUGCGUACCGUCCGACCCACGUAUCGUGCUGCAUCGCGCCUUGCGCCUUGCACUGCGGCUCCUAUCCGCUCGUUGCAGACAUCACGUAUUGCUGCGGCUGUCAAGACGCUGUACACGCCCGAGCACGAGUGGAUCCGCUACGACGACGCGUCGAACGAAGGUGUAAUUGGCAUUACCAACCACGCCCAGGACAGUCUGGGUGACGUUGUGUUUAUUGAGCUCCCGAGUGCUGAUCUUGAGGUCGCCAAGGGAGACCAAAUUGGCUCUAUCGAGUCGGUCAAGGCCGCCUCCGACAUCUACUCGCCGGUCAACGGCAUCGUCACGGACGUGAAUGUUCAACUCGGCGACCAGCCGAACCUGGUGAACAAGAGCGCCGAAGCGGAUGGCUGGCUCGCAAAAGUGAAGCUCUCCAACCCUUCCGAUUUGGACGAACUGUUGAACGAGGAGGCGUACAAAGCCACGCUCGAGUAG
Messenger RNA from Malassezia vespertilionis, 483 nucleotides. RefSeq names its product glycine cleavage system H-protein subunit (gene GCV3). Bases 1 to 483 code for a protein of 160 amino acids. The transcript is spliced from 2 exons. Lineage: Eukaryota; Fungi; Basidiomycota; Malasseziomycetes; Malasseziales; Malasseziaceae. Gene Ontology annotation, cellular component: mitochondrion; glycine cleavage complex; cytoplasm. The record is from RefSeq and is a predicted model, not a curated record. Gene Ontology annotation, biological process: protein lipoylation; glycine decarboxylation via glycine cleavage system.